AAUUUUCACACCUCCCAAACCUGUCCUUAGUUCCCCACCGCCCCGGCGCCCCGCGACGUCAACUAGCCACUCUCUCCAGUCUCCAUCUCACUGAGUCUCACACACGUGGGCCGUCGCUUCGCUCUCUCUUUCUUCUCCCACCGUCGUCCGUCACCGUCUCUGCCCCUUGCCCUCGGCCACCACAGUCCCCCCCCGCGCGACCUCACUCACUCUCAAUCUAACUGUCAGACCCAUCGCUUCUCUCUCUCUUUCUUCUCCCGCCGUGCGGCUGUCACUGCCCCUAGCCGCGGCCGCCACUGUCCCUCGCCGCCGGUUCAUUCUUCUCCAGGAGUCACCGGCGUCUUCUAGUAUUUUUUUUUUCAAAUCUUAGAUUUUUUUUUUCCUUAGAUCUAUUAUACUCCAGAGUCCAAGCAAAGUAUCAUUCGCUGAUUUUUUUUUUUUUCCCUGUAUUUCCAUCCUCUGCAUCACUUUCUGCUGAACUUCCCCUUCUGCCCCUGUUUUGUAGCUGCGUCGCCGCUGCCUAAAGUACUCCCCCCAACCGCCGCCCCCAGCUUCCCUUUUGCCGCUGUGGCAUUUCCCUUAGGUUUCUUUUCGGAUGGUGAAGGAUUAAAAUUCGAAUGACAGUGUGAAUUAUUUAUCUGUAAUGGAUGUAAAGGCUCUGGCGAAGUCUAAAAGAGCUCAUACUCAACACCAUAGCAGAAGGCCGCACAUCCCUAAUACGAAUCAGAAACCAAAAGCCUCGUCUGAGGGUACAAACAGUGCUACAAGUGCAAAGAAGCCAUUGGGAAAGCAAGUUGGAGAGAAAACCCCUCCUAAGUAUCCGGGUGUCUCUAAACUUCCCUCAAAUUGGGACCGCUACGAGGAAGAACUUGAUCCAUCAGCCAGUGAUGGAAAAAGUCAACCUUCUGAUGUAAUUUUGCCAAAGAGUAAAGGAGCAGACUACGGUCACCUGCUUGCGGAGGCUCAGGCUCAGGCCCAGCAAAGUUUAUAUGUGGAUGGCUUUCCUUCUCUAGAUGAUGUAAUGCCUGGAGAGUUCAACCAAGGACUAGGCGCUAUGCUGUCAGUUAGGGGAGAGGGCAUUCUUUCAUGGAUUGGAGAUAAUAAUUUUGUUGUAGAGGACGAGACAGUUGCAACUCAUGAGGCAUCAUUUCUCUCCCUUAAUUUGCAUGCUCUUGCUGCGAAACUUGAAAAUAUCGACUUAUCACAGAGGCUCUUCAUUGAAGAAGAUCUAUUACCGCCAGAACUGUGCUCAGUGGGAGUAAAGACUAGCAGCUCUCAGGAAUCUAACCAGAUAGAGACAUGCUAUACUGAACCAGCAACGGCAAUAUCUGAAGAAGUUUUGGAUAAGGUAAAGAUUGCAGGUCAAAAUACUCAGCAUACAUUGUCCACCACCUCUGGAAGCAGCAAGGCGGAUCAAAGGUUGUCUAGCCAAGGGUUAGUUUCAGUGAAUGUCAUAAAUGCUAGUCAAAAUAAAAAACCACAGUCAACAGAACAAUUCGAUGCGAACUCUGUUUGGGAACCACAAACAAAACUCUCGUCAUUUGAGGCAGCAGCGGCAGAAGAGGAAUUGGAUAUGCUUCUAGAUUCUUUUAGUGAGACCAAGAAGAUCUUCAAUCCCUCUGGCUUCAGGUCCAAUGAUUCCUCACCUAUUUUACAACAAGAAGGUUCAAUGGCUCCAUCCCCACUUUCAAAACCUGGCCGAGAUUCAUCUAAACCUUCACCAUUUAUUGCUACUCUAGAUGAUUCUCUUGAUGACUUGCUUGAGGAGACAUCCAAUGUGAUGAGCCAAAAUGUCUUACCUCAGUUGCUGGAAGGGAAAGCCGAUCUAGAUGCUGUCCAAUCUUCUUCCUCUCAUUCUGGAACCAAGUCCAAAGUGUUAGAUGAAUUUGAUUCGUGGUUAGAUACAAUUUGAUUGUUUGUACGCUAAAAAUUCUAACUCCUACUAAAUUUCGGUACGAUGUUAGUUCUGCCGCCCUUUACAAUUAAAACGCUUUGCAGGGUCAAUUACACAGGUUCAAUAUGAUGAGAAACAGUUCUUUACCUACAUAUUUGAUUGCACUUUUAUGAUGGUUCUGGAUGCUUGGUGAUUUGAUUAGGAUUAAUGCUGGUUGUAAAAUUUGUUCUUCCGUUAUAAAAAAAAAUCAUGCAUGCAAGCUGCUUUUUUGUAAAUCAUCAGAACAUGAAAGUAAACGCAGGACAGCAGAUCAUACUGAUCAAAGCAGAAGCAUUGUUCAUCGCACAUUUAUAAACAGCCCACUGCUAUAUAUGUCCCUUAACCUUUCGACCUUCCAGCUACCAAAUGACAUAAUCAAUCAAUUAUCUAUUUAUCUUUAUGAUUUGUUAGAUAUUCAGAUUCUAUCGCUUGGAAUUCUUCUGAAGUUUAGAGAAGACCAUAAUCACGACCAUAUUCUAUCGCUUGGAAUUCUUCCAAAUGACGUAACAAUGCUAACUCAUGCAAAGUUCCUUUGAUAUAGAUCAAAAUAUUCGGCCUACAGCUCAGAAGUUGCUGGCGGGUGAGAUGGGAUUUCCACUCUUUUUCAUUAACCCUCGAAGAAAAACUUAAUAAACUAAAAGGAUUAGGUGGCCAGGUAUGAUAUACGUUUCCCCCAUUUUGAUGCAAAGAAGAAUCUUUUGACCAACAAAAGAAUGAAUUCAUAGGUAACAACAACUGGAAACAGCCAUGCAUUUCCAAUUAAAUGGGGAAAUCAAAAACAAUAGAAGCUCUUGAAAACUAAAGAAAACAAGAAGAAGAAAAAAGGACAGCAUUACGUUCCCAUUCUAGAACAGAAAAAAAAAAAAAAUACUGCAUUUCAGUUAGUACAUCUUCAAAAGGAGGAAACGAAACAAAACAAAAACUGAAAACCUGUGAGUAAAAAAAAAAAAAAAA
Messenger RNA from Juglans regia (Persian walnut), 2887 nucleotides. RefSeq lists its product as uncharacterized. The transcript has 4 exons. Lineage: Eukaryota; Viridiplantae; Streptophyta; Magnoliopsida; Fagales; Juglandaceae. Bases 644 to 1912 code for a protein of 422 amino acids. The record is from RefSeq and is a predicted model, not a curated record.